AUGGUUUCUCUUCCUGCUCCUCAGUCCGAGUCGCCAACGACUGUGAUAUCCGCUAGGCAGUUUACGGGCCAACCUCAGUUCGAAAGAUGUAUUGUUGAGAAUAUAUGCCAAGAUCGACACUUUCAAGAACUUAUGAUUACUGAUGUACCCCGGGGAUGGGAGGCUUUCUUGUGGGAAAUCGAGGAGAGUCUCCAGGAACCCGGAAAUCAUACGACCCCGUGGAGGCUACCCUACGGGUCAUGGUUCGGUCCACGCCUGCUCAUGAUGUUGGUGGUUAAGAGCUCCGCAACUAUUGAGAUCGAAAAUGGUCCAUAUCGUACCUAUGAAAAGGAGCCGGCUGCGGUAUUCCGCCUCUACCCGCAGAUUCUUCCAACCUUGGUUGUCGAUAUUUGUUGGUCCGAGUCCUACCCAGCCCUCCACAAUGAUAUGAAUCGAUUACUCGUCGGUAGCAAUAGUGAUAUUCGGAUCGUUAUUAUCAUCAAAUGGAAUAGACAACCCAAUAAUGUCACCGUUAGCGGAUCCCUCGAGCUCUAUCGGACCGACUCACAAGGAUUCCCUCGACUAGAUCAGACGGUGAUGAUAUUUCCGGUUCCCUCUAGUACAGAACAU
Penicillium cataractarum is the source of this 609-nucleotide messenger RNA. RefSeq lists its product as uncharacterized. The record is from RefSeq and is a predicted model, not a curated record. The transcript is spliced from 3 exons. Lineage: Eukaryota; Fungi; Ascomycota; Eurotiomycetes; Eurotiales; Aspergillaceae. The annotation marks the transcript as partial.